AUGUAUUCUAAAUAAGCAACAAUCUCAAAAUCUUAGAACUUAAAAUCCAAACUGUCAAUUAAGGAUACUAUGUCAAAUUCUCAUUAAAUUCAUAGUCAACCUCAAUCUUCUAAAGGUUAAGACAAUCUAAAAUAUGAAGUAUAUUUGAUUUAAUUUAGAAUAAAUAAGAUUGUAAUCAAAUGAAGAAGAAACUUUUCAACAUUUUGGGUAAGAAUAGUGAAUCACAUAAAAUAUUCAAAGUCUCACCAACUAACUCACUUAAACAAUAAUAUUUCGUAUCUGCAUCUCUAUAAUAAAAAUCAAAGGGAACUAUGUUAAAAUGCAAUCAUACAACUGAAAAUAAUGAUUCUCUCUAAAUUAAUAAGUGCAAUGCUUUGAAGUUACUAAAAUCUAAUAAACAUAGAGAUAUAAAUAAAUAUAAUGAAUUCAUAUCAAAUAACAAUUUUGACAUGUAAAAGUAAUUUGGAAAUUUUGUUCGAUCUAUUGAUGAAAUUUAAGCUGAUUAAUUACCUAAAUAAAAUACUGAAAGAAGUACUUUAAUUGCACUAUUUGAGAAACUUAAUGAAAAGGAUUAACAAUAAUUUAAGCCAAAAAGAUAAACACAAUAAAAAUCAGAAUCAUAUUCAUUUAAGUAAUAUAUAGAAGGUGAAUUUAUUGAUUUUAGAUAAAGAUAAAAAAACAAAUGCAAUUUUUCAAACAAUUCAUCAGGAUAAUUAGUAAAUCCAAAUUCAACAACAACAUAAAUACAUCAGAAUCCUUAAAUAUCAAUUGAAUAGAAAAUAAAAAUAGAAGAGAAUUUAUUAACAAUUAUAGAUAAAACUAAAUAAAUUUUAUUAAAAUAUUAAGCAAAAUUGAAAUAGAAUGAUUAUGAAAAAGAUGUAUUAAUAUAAGAAAUUUAAUAUUGGAAAACUAAAUACUUAAAAUGUAAACAAUAAUAAUUUUGA
Messenger RNA from Paramecium pentaurelia, 944 nucleotides. NCBI's taxonomy places the organism in Eukaryota, Ciliophora, Oligohymenophorea, Peniculida, Parameciidae. The record is from the annotation of a GenBank genome assembly.